CCUAAUUGAUCGGUCCGUACUUUUUCUGGCCGUUCAGGUGAAGGCGGCUCCAGGGAAUGUGACUGCGUGCAACACGCACACUGUAGCCGUCUUUCACGGUUCCUUAUGUAACUUUCCCUGUGCUGAAACUGGAGCGAGCUGCACGCUCGCCUUGCUGGAAUCUAGAGUAGACCAUUUCCUCAUAUAUUUAUGUCUCAGUUCCGUUUCUUAGCCUGGUGCAGCAAAUGACGGUCCUUAACUGGUAAUAACGUAGCUUGAACAAGUAUAUUUAGGCCAUCGGAGCCAACCAAGCUUCUGAAACGCGUGUUGCAGGGUCGCCGAACCGUCAGGGGGAGACCUUAAUUCGUUCUAUCUUAUCCUUUAUUUUACACGUCGAAGAUGCGGCGUCUAGCCGGCUCGUUGCUACUAGCGACGAUAGUGCUCUUGCUGGUCGGGUUCGCCGGUCAUGCGUCGGCUCAAAAGCUAUGCCUUGACUCGACGCAACCGCAGAUUCCGAAGGACCAGCUGCAGAUCUGCGGGCAGUACAACAACGAGAGCUGCUGCACGAACCCGCGGGCCGUGGAGAUUGCGAAGAAGUUGGCGGAGCACAGCGCCGCCAUGGGCGCCAACCCCGCCGCCAAGAAUUGCCUCCGCGCGCUGGAAGCAGUGCUCUGCGCCGAGUGCGAUCCCUAUGCCACGCAGCUCUACUCCCGGGACCGCAACGGCCGCUACGCCGACGUGCCGUAUCUCUGCACAGCGCAGUCCAACCGCGACCCCGUAGAGUCGCAGCCCUUCUGCUCCACCGUCUGGGACGUCUGCGCCAUGGUCCCCAUACCCAAAAACCCCUUCGUCGCCACAAACGACCCCCGUUACAUCUCGAUUUACGACGUUUACUUAACUAAGGGCGAGUUUUGCCGCCGGUUCAUGCCCCCGAAUAAGAACCCGGGGGACGGGCCGAAGAUUUGUUAUCGGGGGUAAACCGGUGGAUUACCCGGACGAAUUGGGGGAGGAUGUUUUGCCGCCCGUGAAUGAUAUGUGUGUGGAGCAGAUUGGGUUGAGUACCAAGAACGAAAAGAGUGUGGAGAAUAGCUAUUAUGUGGCAAUGACCCCGCACCCGGACCAAUCGCGGCGCGCGUUCUUCCUCGAGCGGGCGGGCAGGUUGUUUCUUUAUGACCUGCCCGAGCCGGGGUCGUCGGACUAUCUGCCUUCUGACGGGGGUUCGACGUUUCUCGAUAUCAGCCACUUGGUGGCACAGGGCGUGGAGCAGGGGGCAGUGGGCAUUGCAUUUCACCCCGACUACCCCCGCAACGGCCGCUUCUUCGUCUCUUUCACCUGCGACUCUUCAGUCAACAGCGACUGCAAGGCCGCGGUGUGCGGCUGCUACAAGGACGUGGACUGCACCCCGGAGAAGGUCCAGGCGGCCAACCCGGAUGGGAAGUGGGGGGCAGGAGAUCUGUGCAGGAAUGUGACUGUGGUGGCGGAGUUCUCUGCAUGCAGCGACACGCUCUGCACGCCUGCGAAGAUCUCUCAGCAAUCGAGCAUCGAGCCCACAAUAGUCCGGUACAUAGUGCGGCUGGGCCAGCCGUUCAUCAACAACAACGGGGGGCAGAUCCGCUUUGGCGCGGACGGCAUGCUGUAUGUGAUGCUGGGGGAUGGCGGUGGCGAGUGGGACCCCCUGGGCCUCGCGCAGAACCCCAAGGCGUUCCAGGGGAAGGUGCUGCGGCUGGACGUUCUCAACGGAAUCAGCGAACCAGAUGACAACGAGAUUUCCAGCAGGGGUCUGCUAGGGGCGUACGGCAUCCCCCCUGACAACCCCUAUGCAUUCGCGUGGGAAUGGCGGGGGGAGGUGUUUGCGCUAGGCUUCCACGACCCCUGGAAGUGCACCUUUGACCUGCUCAGGCCGUCUGUCAUGAUGUGCGGGGAUGUGGGAUGGACCAAGUGGGAGGAGGUCGACGUGGUAACCAGUGGCGGUAACUACGGGUGGAAGUGGUUUGAGGGGCGGGAGUACGCCAAUGCCAGCGAGCAACGGCCCGUGACUAACUACAUGCAGCCGUCGUUCCAAUACGUGUGGAGAAACACCACCAGCGUGGUUGGGGGGUUCUACGAACGAGGAUAUGAGGAUGCAUGCUUAUAUGGCAGAUACAUAUUCAGCGACAGCAACAACCAGUUUUACGUUGCUACAGAAAAUCCCCCUUAUAGUGGCGCCUUCCCUCUCGGAUCACAACCCCUCAAUGUCUCCUGCUCGCCUAGCUCGCCCAUCCAAUGCCCCACCCAAGGCCUCUACCGCCCUAAUUUUGGCUCGGUAUCGGCCUGGGGGCAGGAUAUUAACGGCACGCUUUACACCCUGACCCAGCUGGGUGUUUUCCGUCUUACCCAGCCCUCCAACUGCAACUUCACGUGCAGACAAGAGUUCCCGCCCGGACCCGAUCCUCGAGUAGAUCCUGCGUCAGAUCUGACUGUUCUGACCACGUUUGGUGCGGAUACCACCCCGCCUCCCCCAGCCGGAGGGGCAGGUUCGGGAGGAGCAGGCUCGGGAACCAUGCCUCCUACCACAGGCGGCAGCAGCAGCGGUGACACCAGCAGCGGUGACACCAGCAGCAGUAGCAGCAGCAGUAGCAGUAGCAGCAGCAGCAGCAGUAGUAGCACAACAUCAGCCCACAACACGUCCUACUGGUUGAAACUGGGUGGGAUAGUCCUUGGGAUCCUCCUUUUUGUGAUUGCGAUCUGCUGCUUCUGCCUCAUUCGAGGGUACCGCGAGGGCAAGAAGAAGGACGACGCGUUCCUGGAGUUUCAGAUGGCUGAUAUGCAGCAGCCGCUGCAAGGGGAGGGGGAUGAAGACAUGUACUAUGAUGAGGAGGGGAAUUACAUCGGGCCUGAUGGGGAGGAGGAUGAGGUGUACGACCCCGAUGCAAUGGGUGCAGAUGACGACGGUACUGGGACAUACUAUAACGAGGGGGACGAGCAUGGGCAUGGGGAUGGGGAUGGGGGAACGGUGAUGGACGAUGGGGCGACGGAGUAUGGGCAGAGGAGUGUGCACAGUGGGUAUGAUGGAGGGGGUGGGUAUGCAGAGAGUGAGUUGGGGUCAGAGUACACUGGGGCUGGGCAUGGUGGGGUUUACCAGGGAGGGGGGGUGAGGGGGGAUGGGAUGUCGGAUGUUCAAUCGGAGUACACUGCGCAAGACGAUUGGACGGAUGGAGGCUCGUAUUAUGGGCGCCGCUGAGUGUAUUAUGGGUGAGGUGCACCGUUGAAUUGAGUGGUGGGGUGGGGAUGAUUGGAAAGAUGGGAUUCAGUAUGGUGUUGGUGAAUCGUGUUGGAGGGCUGGGUUGGGUUGGGUUGGGUUGGGGUGGGUGCUAGCUCUGUAACCCUGGAGGGUGUCGAUCGAUUAUUGGGUAUGGAUGGUAACGCCACCGCACCACCUGUUCAAAAACUAGGACCGCCCACUUCCUAAGGAAAGUGUGCUUUGUUUGUUGCCCCCUACUUUACCUAUCGUACUUAACAUUUUACUAUACGUGUUUCCAGUUA
Closterium sp. NIES-67 is the source of this 3501-nucleotide messenger RNA. NCBI's taxonomy places the organism in Eukaryota, Viridiplantae, Streptophyta, Zygnematophyceae, Desmidiales, Closteriaceae. The record is from the annotation of a GenBank genome assembly.